GGGGCCGACGCGGCCGCCCAGAGGGUCUGCGGGGGCUGCUGCGGCGGGACUCGAAGGCCGGCGCCGGGAGCUCAGGGAGCCACACGCGCCUCUCCAAGACCGUGGCCUCGGCAUAGGGAGCGGGUCCGCGCGCCAUCCUGAGCUCAGACCUGAGCCCAUCCUCGUGGAGACCCACGGCAGAGGGGCCAGAGCUGCCUCUGUGCGGGGGAGCCCCGGCCGCUACGCAGCUAUACAGGCCCAUCUGUCUCUGGCUGGAAUUAGGAUCCUUAAAAGAGAAAGGGCUGAAGGACUGCUCACUUAGAAGAGUAGAAGGGGCUGAACAGGACAGAAGGUACAGUUGCGUACUGAGGAUUGACAUGCCACACACUUGCAUGUGUCAGUACAACAACCCUGUGAGAAGGCAUCACAGGAGGUCUCUACAUGAUGUGGCUUCCAAAGACUCAAGGACCACCCACCUUACAAGUCUGCAAUGAAGAAGGCAGAAAUGGAGAUUCGAACACCACGUCUUCUAUUCUUCCAUUAAUCACUCUGUAGACAUGUGUCCCCACUGAAGAGAGUGAACUGCUCCAAGGGGGAAAGUUCUGGGAGCCUCCAAACUCCUAGCUGUCUUGUCCCUCACCCUGGAGAGACGGUGGAACCAUGGCAUUUUAUAGCUGCUGCUGGGUCCUCUUGGCACUCACCUGGCACACCUCUGCCUACGGACCUGACCAGCGAGCCCAAAAGAAAGGGGACAUUAUCCUUGGGGGGCUCUUUCCUAUUCAUUUUGGAGUAGCAGCCAAAGAUCAAGAUCUCAAAUCAAGGCCGGAGUCUGUGGAAUGUAUCAGGUAUAAUUUCCGCGGGUUUCGCUGGUUGCAGGCUAUGAUAUUUGCCAUAGAGGAGAUAAACAGCAGCCCAGCCCUUCUUCCCAACUUGACGCUGGGAUACAGGAUAUUUGACACUUGCAACACCGUUUCCAAGGCCUUGGAAGCCACCCUGAGUUUUGUUGCUCAAAACAAAAUCGAUUCUUUGAACCUUGAUGAGUUCUGCAACUGCUCAGAGCACAUUCCCUCUACCAUCGCUGUGGUGGGAGCAACUGGCUCAGGCGUCUCCACGGCAGUGGCGAAUCUGCUGGGGCUCUUCUACAUUCCCCAGGUCAGUUAUGCCUCCUCCAGCAGACUCCUCAGCAACAAGAAUCAAUUCAAGUCCUUCCUCCGAACCAUUCCCAAUGAUGAGCACCAAGCCACAGCCAUGGCAGACAUCAUCGAGUAUUUCCGCUGGAAUUGGGUGGGCACAAUUGCAGCUGAUGAUGACUACGGGCGGCCAGGGAUUGAGAAAUUCCGAGAGGAAGCUGAGGAAAGGGACAUCUGCAUCGACUUCAGUGAACUCAUCUCCCAGUACUCUGAUGAGGAAGAGAUCCAGCAGGUGGUGGAGGUGAUUCAGAAUUCCACAGCCAAAGUCAUUGUGGUUUUCUCCAGUGGCCCUGACCUUGAGCCCCUCAUCAAGGAGAUUGUCCGGCGCAAUAUCACAGGCAAGAUCUGGCUGGCCAGCGAGGCCUGGGCCAGCUCCUCCCUGAUCGCCAUGCCCGAAUAUUUCCAUGUGGUUGGAGGCACCAUUGGAUUUGCUCUGAAGGCUGGGCAGAUCCCAGGGUUCCGGGAAUUCCUGAAGAAGGUCCAUCCCAGGAAGUCUGUCCACAAUGGUUUUGCCAAGGAGUUUUGGGAAGAAACAUUUAACUGCCACCUCCAAGAAGGUGCGAAAGGACCUUUACCCGUGGACAACUUUCUGAGAGGUCACGAAGAAAGUGGCGGCAGGUUUAGCAACAGCUCGACAGCCUUCCGACCCCUCUGUACAGGGGAUGAGAACAUCAGCAGUGUCGAGACCCCUUACAUAGAUUACACACAUUUACGGAUAUCCUACAAUGUGUACUUAGCAGUCUACUCCAUUGCCCACGCCUUGCAAGAUAUAUAUACCUGCUCACCUGGGAGAGGGCUCUUCACCAAUGGCUCCUGUGCAGACAUCAAGAAAGUUGAGGCGUGGCAGGUUCUGAAGCACCUACGGCACCUCAACUUUACCAACAAUAUGGGGGAGCAGGUGACCUUUGAUGAGUGUGGUGACCUGGUAGGGAACUAUUCCAUCAUCAACUGGCACCUCUCCCCAGAGGAUGGCUCCAUCAUGUUUAAGGAAGUUGGGUAUUACAACGUCUAUGCCAAGAAGGGAGAAAGACUCUUCAUCAACGAGGAGAAAAUCCUGUGGAGUGGGUUCUCCAGGGAGGUGCCCUUCUCCAACUGCAGUCGAGACUGCCUGGCCGGGACCAGGAAAGGGAUCAUUGAGGGGGAGCCCACCUGCUGCUUUGAGUGUGUGGAGUGUCCUGAUGGGGAGUACAGCGACGAGACAGAUGCCAGUGCCUGUAACAAGUGCCCAGAUGACUUCUGGUCCAAUGAGAACCACACCUCCUGCAUUGCCAAGGAGAUUGAGUUUCUGUCGUGGACGGAGCCAUUUGGGAUCGCACUCACCCUCUUUGCCGUGCUGGGCAUUUUCCUAACAGCCUUUGUGCUGGGUGUGUUCAUCAAAUUCCGCAACACGCCCAUUGUCAAGGCCACCAACCGCGAGCUCUCCUACCUCCUCCUCUUCUCCCUGCUCUGCUGCUUCUCCAGCUCCCUGUUCUUCAUCGGGGAGCCCCAGGACUGGACGUGCCGCCUUCGCCAGCCAGCCUUUGGCAUCAGCUUCGUGCUCUGCAUCUCAUGCAUCCUGGUGAAAACCAACCGCGUCCUCCUGGUGUUUGAGGCCAAGAUCCCCACCAGCUUCCACCGCAAGUGGUGGGGGCUCAACCUGCAGUUCCUACUGGUUUUCCUCUGCACCUUCAUGCAGAUCGUCAUCUGUGUGAUCUGGCUCUACACUGCACCCCCAUCAAGCUACCGCAACCACGAGCUGGAGGAUGAGAUCAUCUUCAUCACAUGCCACGAGGGCUCGCUCAUGGCACUGGGCUUCCUGAUCGGCUACACCUGCCUGCUGGCUGCCAUCUGCUUCUUCUUUGCCUUCAAGUCCCGGAAGCUGCCAGAGAACUUCAACGAAGCCAAGUUUAUCACCUUCAGCAUGCUCAUCUUCUUCAUUGUCUGGAUCUCUUUCAUUCCAGCCUACGCCAGCACCUAUGGCAAGUUUGUCUCUGCUGUGGAGGUGAUUGCCAUCCUGGCAGCCAGCUUUGGCUUGCUGGCAUGCAUCUUCUUCAACAAGAUCUACAUCAUUCUCUUCAAGCCAUCCCGCAACACCAUCGAGGAGGUGCGUUGCAGCACCGCGGCUCACGCUUUCAAGGUGGCUGCCCGGGCCACACUCCGCCGCAGCAACGUCUCCCGCAAGCGGUCCAGCAGCCUUGGGGGCUCCACUGGAUCCACCCCCUCCUCCUCCAUCAGCAGCAAGAGCAACAGUGAAGACCCAUUCCCACAGCCCGAGAGGCAGAAGCAGCAGCAGCCGCUGGCCCUAACCCAGCAGGAGGAGCAGCAGCAGCAGCCCCUGACCCUCCAACAGCAGCAACAUUCACAGCAGCAGCCCAGAUGCAAGCAGAAGGUCAUCUUCGGCAGCGGCACGGUGACCUUCUCACUGAGCUUUGAUGAGCCUCAGAAGAACGCCAUGGCCCACAGGAAUUCAAUGCACCAGAACUCCCUGGAGGCCCAGAAAAGCAGUGAUACGCUGACCCGACACCAGGCAUUACUCCCGCUGCAGUGUGGGGAAACAGACUCAGAUCUGACCGUCCAGGAAACAGGUCUGCAAGGGCCUGUGGGUGGAGACCACCGGCCAGAGGUGGAGGACUCUGAAGAGUUGUCCCCAGCACUUGUAGUGUCCAGUUCACAGAGCUUUGUCAUCAGUGGUGGAGGCAGCACUGUCACAGAAAACGUACUGCAUUCAUAAAAUGGAAGGAGAAGGCUGGUCUAGGGAGAAUGCAGAGAGGUUUCUUGGGGUCCCAGGGAUGAGAAAUCACCCCAGACUCCUUUCCUCUGAGGAAGAAGGGAUAAAAGACACAUCAAAUGCCCGAAUUUAGUCACAUCAUUUUCAAUGACAGUGAAUUGACCAAUGUUCCCUUUAAAACUGAAAAAAAAAAAGAGCCUUGUGUUUCUGUGGUUGCAUUUGUCAAAACAUUGAGAUCUCCAUGGUCAGAUUUUCUGUUCACUCACAUCUAAUAUUUCUUCCUCUGUUCUGUCCCACCCAACAGCCCAGAGAUGAAACCAUGGCUUUAAACUACCCUCCAGAGUGUGUAGACUGAUGGGACAUCACAUUUGCCACCACCAGAGCUAAAAGUCUGAAAGACAGUAUGUCACCAGUCCUACUCAAUACCCUGACAACCUACUGAACUUUAAAUGUUCACAUCAUAAGAAGAAUGCAUCUCCUCCUAUUUAUGAAAACCAUAUGCUAUUUGAUCUCCUGCCUGCUGCUGCUAUUGUGUAACAUCCAGAAAGGUUGUGCCCUUCCUAUACCACAUGUCUGAUUCUGUCCAGGACAUGAUAGUGAUGCCAUGUUUAGAUUCCAGGAUCACAAGAAUCACCUCAAAUUGUUGGGAAGGAAUUUGAGGUGAUUUGGGAGGAAAUUGGGAAGGAAUUGCAUAAACCAAUGAGCUGUAUCUGUAAUUAACAUUCCUAUAUGUAGCUUUAUCCUUAGGAAAAUGCUUCUUUUAUAAUAGUUCAUGGACAAUAUAAACUGAAAAAUGUCAGUCGGGUGUGUAUAAGGCAGUAUUAUUGAGCUCUAGUUCUCCAUACCACCAUUCUCACUCCCAUAAGCUGAGCCUUAUAUGAGCCCCUUCAGGGUCUCAAGAGUCCAGAAGUCUCUCCCAUCCCUACCCCUAAGAAUUCGUGAAGCCAUAUCCACCCUGUCCCUGUGCAGAGUAAGCUCCCAGUUAUCGGCUUGCUAAUAGCUACUAGGGUAAGAAAGCAUGGUUCCAAGGGCACCAUCCCCAAAUGUCAGAGCUAUGUUCUCUCCAGCAGUGGCAUUAAUAUUGCUUGUCACCCAGGCUCUGGAGCCAGAGAGACAGACCAUGGUUCAAGCCUGGCUUGAUCACUUGCAAGCUGGGUGACUGUAGGCAGGGAACCUUAACCUCUCUAAGCUCCAGCUUCUUCGUCGCUAAAAUGAGGAUAAUAAUCAUUUUUCUCCCUCAGAGCUCUUAUGUGGAUUAAACGAGAUAAUGUAUGUAAAGUACUUUAGCCUGGUGCCUAGCACACAAUAAGCAUUCAAUAAAUAUUAGUUAAUAUUA
This is a messenger RNA of Callithrix jacchus (white-tufted-ear marmoset), 5212 nucleotides long. RefSeq names its product calcium sensing receptor (gene CASR). The record is from RefSeq and is a predicted model, not a curated record. Gene Ontology annotation, cellular component: plasma membrane. Lineage: Eukaryota; Metazoa; Chordata; Mammalia; Primates; Cebidae. Gene Ontology annotation, molecular function: calcium ion binding; G protein-coupled receptor activity. Gene Ontology annotation, biological process: intracellular calcium ion homeostasis; regulation of calcium ion transport; G protein-coupled receptor signaling pathway.